Messenger RNA from Knipowitschia caucasica, 282 nucleotides. NCBI's taxonomy places the organism in Eukaryota, Metazoa, Chordata, Actinopteri, Gobiiformes, Gobiidae. The record is from the annotation of a GenBank genome assembly.
AUGCUGCUGCCCUCUCCUCACUCUAUCAAGUCCUUCUUUAUGGGCGCGCUGAUGGAUGGGGCUGCCAGGCGGAAGGGAGGUGCGGAGGAGGAGGGGAGGUGCGGAGGAGGAGGGGAGGUGCAGAGGUGCAGGGGGCCCACGCCAAAAGCAAGAUUCCAAUUGGAAGUGGACUCGGGACGGGCUGCCACCUUGGCUGAUGAUCCCCCCGAAGCGGUGGGCCUGGAGAUGAAUGCGCCGUGGCCUGAAGUCCGACCAGAAUCAGAUACAAGUUUGGUGAAAUGA